Cryptococcus amylolentus CBS 6039 is the source of this 580-nucleotide messenger RNA. RefSeq lists its product as hypothetical. The record is from RefSeq and is a predicted model, not a curated record. Gene Ontology annotation, cellular component: membrane. Bases 49 to 519 code for a protein of 156 amino acids. NCBI's taxonomy places the organism in Eukaryota, Fungi, Basidiomycota, Tremellomycetes, Tremellales, Cryptococcaceae. The transcript has 7 exons. Gene Ontology annotation, biological process: vesicle-mediated transport.
GCACCCUUCUUGUCAUCAAUUCUUUCCCUACCUACUUUAUCAAGCAAUAUGUCUGGACGAAAAUGGUAUAACCUCGAAUCGGCUACCGACGAUGCUAUCUUCGGCGGUCAAGAAUCAGCAUUCUCGGCUCUCGGAUUGACAAGAAGCCAAAGAAUCGGUGGUUUCGCUGCGUGUUUCGUAGGAGGUUUGGGUAUCAGUCUGUUGGGCGCUAUCUUGUUGUUCUUGGGGGCCACCGGUGCUUUUGCUGUCCUCUUCGCUCUUGGCGGUGUCAUCUCCCUAGUCGGCACAGGCUUCCUCGUCGGCUUCAAAACCCAGCUCGAAAAGAUGUUCAAGCCCGUCCGUGUCGUGGCGACUAUCCUGCUGUUCGCAGCCAUCAUCAUGACGUUUGUCAGUGCGUUCGUGCUGCCGACGGUUUUGUGUAUCAUCUUUGUCAUUGUGCAGUAUUUGGCGUACCUCUGGUAUACACUGUCGUAUAUUCCCUACGCGCGAACUGCGGUCAAGAGUGCUAUUGGCUGGUAAAGCAGCACCGCAGUCCAGCAUGUCUAUUACGACAGAACGCAUUGAACGAUUUCCAACAUGU